UAUUUGGCAGUGGAAGAAAUAAGUGGUGAGAUACGUGUAUUACGUGAAUUGGAUUAUGAACGUCGUACUUCUUAUCAUUUAAUCGCUGUACCCAUUGAUAAACAUUCACAAGGUGAAGCAAUUAAUGUUAUAAUUAAUGUUAUCGAUGAAAAUGAUAAUACGCCAACAUUUCCGGCUACAUCAAUUAAU
Loa loa (African eye worm) is the source of this 189-nucleotide messenger RNA. RefSeq lists its product as hypothetical. Gene Ontology annotation, cellular component: plasma membrane. The transcript has a single exon. The annotation marks the transcript as partial. The record is from RefSeq and is a predicted model, not a curated record. NCBI's taxonomy places the organism in Eukaryota, Metazoa, Nematoda, Chromadorea, Rhabditida, Onchocercidae. Gene Ontology annotation, molecular function: calcium ion binding. Gene Ontology annotation, biological process: homophilic cell-cell adhesion.